This is a messenger RNA of Mercurialis annua (annual mercury), 3513 nucleotides long. RefSeq lists its product as uncharacterized. The transcript is spliced from 8 exons. Bases 1 to 3513 code for a protein of 1170 amino acids. Lineage: Eukaryota; Viridiplantae; Streptophyta; Magnoliopsida; Malpighiales; Euphorbiaceae. The record is from RefSeq and is a predicted model, not a curated record.
AUGGAAUUAAAUUCACAAAAAGCAAAAGGUGGAGAAAUUUCAGAAGUUGAACAAGAUUCUUCCCCAAAAAAAUUAGAGCAAAACCCUAAUUCCAAAGCUCAAAUCAAUUUUUCUCCCAAUCUAAAAAAUACUAAACCCCAAAAGAUGUCAAUAAUUGGAGAAGGAAAGGAAACAACCACCGCCAAGACAAUCACGGCAGUCGGCAGCUCCCCCUCUCCCACGGCAGCAGGUGCGUGUUCAGCUCCAAUCCCAGGCGUUUCAGUGGCGGUGAAAUCAGGCAACGGCAGCGUCAUCCCUCUCCGCCAGCAGCUCGACUCGGUGGCCAGCAGCCGCGACCUUCCUUUCCAGCAGCAGCAGUUUAAUCCGGUGGCCAGCAGCGGCGGCGUCGUCCAUCUCCGCCAGCAGCUCCAUCCAGUAGCCAGCAGCGGCGAUCUUCUUUUCCAGCAGCAGCUCGGCGUGGUGGCCAGCAGCAGUGGCGCUGUUCCUUUUCUGCAGCAGCUCAAUCCGGCCAGCAGCAGCGGUGCUGCCCCUUCCCAACAGCAGCUCAAUCCGGCCAGCAGCAGCGGUGCUGCCCCUUCCCAACAGCAGCUCAAUCCGGCCAGCAGCAGCGGUGCUGCCCCUUCGCAACAGCAGCUCAAUCCGGCCAGCAGCCAUCCUUCUGCAGCUACUCCUUUUGGACUCAAUUCGGCUUCUAUUCCGAAUUCUGCGAUUUCUACAGAGUUGCCCUGUGCUCCUCUAGCAAAUAAACUUUUGCACAAAGACCUGUUUCAGUCUUCAGGUUCUCUUGCUUCCAACAACACCAAUUUUUCUGAGUUUGCGGCAAAUAAACCAGCUUUUACCUCUUUUACCAUGAAAACCAAUUUCACUCCUUCCAUAGGUGUAGGAUCUCGGGCUGUAGCCAUUCCAAUUUCUCCUCUACUUGCCGCACUGACCAAUGGAAAACAAAAUAUUGAGAAGAAUUUUUACUCACAGAUUCUAGAUCCCUCUCUUCUUGCACCUUUCCCUCCUUACAUCCUCUUCAAGGAUACUUCCUUGGUACCUACUUCCAAGAACGGCCUUAUUAUACGAGGGAUUGGCAACAAAAAUGUUCCAGAAGAUCCUCCAUUCCCACUUCAGAAGACGGACUCAUUACUACUGGAUUUUGAAGCUAAAGACACUACAGACUCUUUACUUGGGAACAAGUCAUGGCCGCGGCUAACGACCGGAUGGACAUUGUGGAUAGCCCGCUUGCGACUUUAUUUUGAAAAAGAUUGGGAAAGGCUUGGGUUACUUCAAUUGAUAAAAAUGAGUGAACAAUCUUUUGACUUCCAUGCUGGUAUGUGUAGGUCGUUUCUUCGAUACUGGAGUCCUUCUGCCAAUUCUUUCCUUUUCCCUUGUGGUCCCAUGUCUGUUACUCUGAAGGAUGUAUUUAUGCUUACUGGACUUCCAGUUAUUGGUUUCGAUGCUCCCUGUUUAUUUGAGGUAGACCAAAAACAACUGUUCUCUUGUCCAGACUAUCACAGCUACAAGGCAUGCAUUGAGAAGUGGUGCAGAGGAAUGGAGACCCCUUCUUUGGAGGAACAUACAGAAUUUCUAUGGGUUCUCAUCUGUAAGUUUAUUCUGUGUACCCCUUCUGGUGCUCCCACCAAGGAAUCUCUGAGGUUGGCGAGUAAGUUGGCCACUGGGACUUUUGUGGCUCUAGGGUUUGUAUUUCUGGGUGCUUUUUAUCAGGCUCUCCAACAGUGUGUUACCAACAAGCCCUUAGCCAGGUUGGGAGGUCAUAUGUGGUUGCUACAACUGUGGAUCUUCUCUUACUUCCCUGAGGUUAGGGGCAAAGUACCAGGUCCUCUUCGUAUUUCCAUUAUGGAUCUUCUGGAGGCUAAGUGUUGUUUAGAGGAAGGUGCAGUUUUUGACUUUUUGGGAGCUUUAACCACUAGAGAGGCAUCUGCUUUCUCUGUUUUUGAUCUCCCUUUUCAUAUGCCUCUCUGGAUGGCUAUCUUUUCUGGUUACCCCAGUGCCCUUCUCUUGGUUAAGAGAAAGCUUCUUUGUGCUUUCACCACUUCUAGAGUAUUGUUUGUGGGUGGAUCCCAGGCUUUUUCCACUCGUUCUUCUAGCCAGCAUCUUGUGUGGAAAGUAUAUAUGAGCAGUCUCUGGAGUAGACAAUUUGGGAUUGGUCCUGGCCAGAUUCAUCCUUUCUUGGCUCUUUAUGCUACUCUGACUGAGUGGACUAGCAGUGUUGUGGAGAAACUCUCGAAUUUGCAUGUUCACUAUCGCUGUCCUUUAGUGGAGAAUUUGUCCACUUCUCAUGACUUCGCUUCUUGGUGGACAGAGUGGUUCCAAUUGAUCCAGUCCAUGCGUGCAGCCGCCAAAACUCCUAAGAAGUCUACCUCCUCUGGCACUCCUAAGGAAAAGGCCAAAAGAAGGAGAAAUGAUUCAUCAGAUUCCGCCAAAUCCUCUAGAGAAUCUUCUGGUGAAUCUGCCAAAUCUUCUGGUGCAUCUUCUUCACAGACGAAACGGCUUAGGCGUUCUGGGAGAGUGGUGAAACCAGUUAGGAAAUCUGGUGGUCCUAUGCUUGACCCUGACACUGUGAUCUUAGACGAUGAAGACACACCACAUUCUCCAUCUUCUCAUGCUGCAUCUGAUAAUGAAGAAGAAGAUGUCAAUGGUGUUGACACAGGAGUUGAUGCUGAAGACAAUAGAGUUGUUGAAACAAUUGAAGAACAACAAAAUAUCAAUUCAUCAGCUCCGAUCUCCUCAGGUGCCGUUUCCACUUCUUCAGGUGCCACUACAUCUUCUAGUGAAUCUGAGGAAACCAUGUCACAAAUCAAGAAGCUCUCUUCGAUCUUGAAUGAAGACGAAGACUUAGUGGAUUUGAGCUUCUUGGACGAAAUGGUUGCCCCAGAGGUUAAUACUUCCUCGGUUCCUUCUCCAGCUGAUGUCCAUAAUGCCCUUUCUGUGGUCAAGCGAGUUAUGGGCCAACACAUUUCUGCCAUCACGGAUUCUCAGAAGGAAGAUCUGGUUUCCUCUUUCAGCAUCUUACGUCGUGUUCCAGAUUCCAUCAUCACUUCUGAGGUAGAGACUGAGAUUCUGGAGUCGCUGAAUAUGUGGAGGUCUAGUGUGGAGGUUGAAUGCAGUGACCUUCCAAAGUUAGAUUCCUCUAAGGCAAACAAUGCUUUGUAUUUGUCUUUGGGAUCCAAUAAGCGAGAAGUGGCCCAGCAGAUUCGGGAUAUUGAAGCUAAGGGUGAAGCCUUUGAAGAGGAAAUUCAAAAACUGGAGGAUGCCAUUGAAGUUUUGAAAACCAAGCAACUGGAUCUCUUAGAGGCAUGCAAGCCUCUGACUACUAAGUAUCAGGAGAUUGUUUCUCAGUUCCAACCUUUGCAUGUUAUCAUUCGAGAGAAAAGGCAUGAUAUGGCCGCCUGGGUCAAGAAUUGUGCCAAGGCUCGCCAGGACAAAAUAGAUUGCCUUUCCAAGUGGAGUAAGCUGCAGCAUUUUCUCUCCGAUUCACUCUCUGCCUCCCUAUCAACAGUUCCUUGA